AUGGAGAUGGAGGUGGAGGAGGAGGGAAGAAACUGGGAGGACUUGAACGCUGAUUGUUUGGUUAAUGUGUUGGAGAGGGUUGGAUUGGAAUCUCUGAUGUUUGAUGUACCCUUUGUCUGCAAGUCUUGGUACAGAUCUUCUCUCUAUCCUGAAUGUUGGAGAAGACUUCGUUUUCCUGGUAGAGUCUGGGACAUUGAUGAACCAUCUCCCUUUGGGUUCAAUCAAUUUAGCCAAAGAUUCAUUAAUGAAUAUCAACUUGAACACUUCUCUGUCAGAGGCUUUGUUAAACUAGCUGUAAGCCGAAGUCGUAGAUCUGCUGUCAGUGUUUGGCUUCCUUGUGACUGUACUUCAGAGAUUUUGGAGUUUGUGUCAAAUGAGUGUCCUGCAUUAAAAGCCAUGGGCAUGCCUCAGUCUGUAUUGCAACUUCAUCGUAAAGUUAUCCCAGAACUUGUAGGAAAAUGGAAGGAUUUGCAGCGAUUACACUUGGGAAGCACUCAUUUUUCUUUCAAGGAAAUCCUUAUUCACGUAAGCCUUAACUGCAAGAACUUUAAUGGGCUAUCUGUAAGAGGCAAAGUUGGCAAUUAUGAAGCAUCAGCUAUUGCAACUUUACUUCCAAACAUCAAGAAUUUGUGGCUGAGGGAGGGCACUUUAGUGACGCGUGAGAGUCUCCAGAUAAUAUUGGAGGGUUGUAGAGACCUUGUCCUACUGGAUGCAAGAAGUUGCUUUGGUUUUGAAGCAGAAGAUGAAGUGAUAUUAAAGAUGGCUUCUCACAUCAAGACCUUUAUGGUGGAGGGUUCUUGUAUAGGGGAUCAUCCGGAACAUUAUGAUGCCUUUGGUUAUAUGGAAUUUUGUAUCCAUGAUGAUGAUGAUUGGUUUUCCAUUUGA
Macadamia integrifolia is the source of this 885-nucleotide messenger RNA. Its product is annotated as F-box/LRR-repeat protein At3g48880-like. Lineage: Eukaryota; Viridiplantae; Streptophyta; Magnoliopsida; Proteales; Proteaceae. Bases 1 to 885 code for a protein of 294 amino acids. The record is from RefSeq and is a predicted model, not a curated record. Gene Ontology annotation, molecular function: protein binding. The transcript is spliced from 2 exons.